This is a messenger RNA of Mytilinidion resinicola, 790 nucleotides long. Its product is annotated as glutathione S-transferase kappa 1. Gene Ontology annotation, biological process: glutathione metabolic process. Bases 95 to 772 code for a protein of 225 amino acids. The record is from RefSeq and is a predicted model, not a curated record. The transcript is spliced from 5 exons. Gene Ontology annotation, cellular component: mitochondrion; peroxisome. Gene Ontology annotation, molecular function: glutathione peroxidase activity; glutathione transferase activity. NCBI's taxonomy places the organism in Eukaryota, Fungi, Ascomycota, Dothideomycetes, Mytilinidiales, Mytilinidiaceae.
AACUCCCCUUUCGAAAAUUUAGUCAACAUACCCGUGGACUUUUAAGCCAUUUUCGUUAUCCAGAGAGGCUGGGAUCUACCGAAUCAUAUCGACCAUGGGUGGAAAGAUUGAGUGCUAUCUUGACGUUGUCUCUCCAUACUCUUAUUAUGCCCUGCUUUAUUUAGAGAAGAACAGAGAGGUAUUAAAGUCUCAUGAUGUGGAUAUUGAAAUCAUUCCUGUCUUCCUCGGCGGCAUUAACGUAGGGAGUGGGAACAAACCCCCUUGGACCCUCCCCGCCAAAGCAAAAUACAGCACCUACGAUUCCGAGCGUGCAAAGAAGUACUUCGGCGUGCCCGGUAUCAAAACGCCUUCCUUCUUCCCAAUCCUAUCUCUCCCACCCCAACGUGCCCUAACAUACAUCCGCGCCCACCAUGCUUCCCUCCUGAUCCCCGCCUUCCUAACCCUCUUCUCUGCCAUGUGGAUCGACGGCCACGAUAUCAGCAAGCCAGAUCUGCUAGCCCAGGCCUUGAGCGUCCAUUUCUCCCCCAACGAGACUAAAGCGAUCCUCGAAGGCGCGAGCCAGCAACAGUACAAACAAGAGCUUUCAGCCAAGACGCAGGAGGCUCUGGACCGCGGCGCAUUUGGGUGUCCGUGGUUUUGGGUCACGAACGCGGCUGGGGUGGGGGAGCCGUUUUUCGGAAGCGACAGGUUCCACUUCAUGUGGGAGUUCCUCGGCCUGCCGUGGAAGGCUGUGGAGCUGCUGCCUUCGGGGCAGGCGAAGGCCAAGAUUUAGGUGUGGGAGGGAGGAGGG